This is a messenger RNA of Parasteatoda tepidariorum (common house spider), 3023 nucleotides long. RefSeq names its product E3 ubiquitin-protein ligase MARCHF3. Gene Ontology annotation, molecular function: zinc ion binding; ubiquitin-protein transferase activity. The record is from RefSeq and is a predicted model, not a curated record. Gene Ontology annotation, biological process: protein ubiquitination. Lineage: Eukaryota; Metazoa; Arthropoda; Arachnida; Araneae; Theridiidae.
ACAAUUUGAUGCAUAUUCAUAAAAAUUCCUACUCAAAAUUAUAUUUCUUGUCUCUUCAUCGUGAAUCACCCUAAACUGCGAAAAAUAGUGUGUAAUCAGUUCAAUCUCUCCGGAUUUAAUGUUGAACAACCCAAAAAAUUAUGUGAAAGAAUACUUUUGUCAAUUUAACCACAAAUUUAGCUUUCAUAUACAAUUUAAAGAGUGUAUAAGAAUUCUAAACGCCGAAGAGAUAAAAAGUUAACAUUAAGAUCUCGCUCCUUCUGCAUAAAUAAUUUUGCUUUCGAAAACUCCAAUGUUGGCAAGUUUUGAUAUCGACUGAAAUUGUUUACAAUCUAUAACGAAUUGACUAGUGUUUGUGGUCGUCUUCAAUGCUGUUUUUCAUCUACAGAAACGUAAGUUCACCAUUAAAAAUAUAAACAUGGCGUAUAAGGCGAAAGAAACAAAUUUGCAACCCUCACUAUCAGAUGAAAGUUUGAAUUCACCUUUCCAGCAAAAACCGGAAUCUCAUGCUUUUCCAGAAAAUCAACCAACUUGCUCGACUACACCAAAUGAUCAGAGUCCAAGAGAACAAACAACAUGCCUGAUUACUCCAAAUAUUCGCAUUAAGCAUCUUUUUGUUUACAACUUCCCAUCUGAAAUAAGAGAAUCUUCACCAUUUGACACAAUUGUCAAAUUCCCAUCUAAACUUCAGUCACCAGCAGCCAGUAGUGGUCCUAUUUGUCGUAUAUGCCACGAGGGUGACGAUAAAGAAGAUUUGGUGUCGCCUUGUAGAUGCACUGGAACAGUUGGACUCGUCCAUAAGAAAUGCAUGGAAAGAUGGUUAAGCAGCAAAUGUAACAACACUGUCGAUAAAUGUGAAAUUUGCAAUUAUCCAUUUGUUACCAUUCGCAAGCCAAAAUCAUUUUAUGAAUUUAUUCAAACUGAAAGGCAUUCAAAUGCAGUUAAUCGGAGCAGUUUUAUGGGUGACUUGACAUGCUUUUUCCUUCUUACGCCAUUGGCCUUUGUCAGCGGUAUGCUUUGUGUUGAAGGAGCUAUGAAACAAGUACUUAUGGGAAACAGCCUAGAGGCUGGUUGCCUGAUGGGAUUAGCAACCUUUCUGAUUACUUCCUAUAUUAUAUGGCUUGUUUUAACUGUUAGGUACCACAUACGAUGUUACUUAAAAUGGCGGACGAAGAACCAUAACGUCAAGUUGAUGAAAAUUACGAGGAUUUCAACUGCAAGUGAUGGUCUAAAUCACUCGUGUAUUCAAAUUGUCACUCAAGAGCCAAAUAACCAACCAAAUUUUGUCUUCAACCCAAAUGUAGUCGUUUCGAUUCCAGAGGCAAGCUGAGGUUUAAAUGAAUAAGCCCACAGGACUCUUAAGGAAAAUGAAUGAAUGCUUUUAGCACUAUGAAAAAGCACUAUAAUGGAGGAUGUGCUCAUUGUUUUAUUAUAUUUGUUUGCUUCAUUGCAGUUAAAACAUUUUAAAAAUGUUUUAACUUAGUAAAGUUUUAAAUUUUAAGAAUCCUUUAACCGUAGAUGCUUUUCUUUAUUAUUAUUAUUGCUUAUAGCACUACUAAUGCUCAUAGCACUAAUGAGAAGCAUUUUAAAGAAGCACUAUUGUGGAAAAAGUGCAAAUUGUUUUAUAUUUGUGUUGCUUUAUUUCGAUUUGAGAACUUAAAACUUGUAAAAUUUUAAAAUUCUUAACUUUCCUUUAUGGUUGUUUAAACUUUUAAUUAUUGAACUUUUUUUAAGUUAAUAAAAUUUUAUGAAGUUUCGCAUCUUUUAUAUUUAUCUGCAACUCGUUUUAAUAAUGGGCAGUCAAUAAAAUGGUUUCCUUUAUCUAAUAACCUUAUACGUCUAAAAUAUUUCCUAUUUUAUCAUGGUAAAGACAAUGAUUUCAAUAUUGUUCAAAUUAUGAUAAUCUUAAUCGGUAUCUAGAGAAUUUAUUAUGUUACUCAACAACAAAUUUUGAAAUUUGUUACUAAACUCAUCAACAGAAGCUUACUAUAAACCACUUUAACAGUUUUCUGCAGCCUGUUUCAUUCCAAUGAAAAUAUUUGCCCACGCAUCUGUUAAAAUUUCUUUACGGUGUAGUUCCCAGUGGAUCACAAAAAUCAAGCAUCGCUGCGGUCAGUGGGCAAGUUGAUGACCAAUUUGAUCAUCCUGCAAAAAGAUCGCUCAUACAGAUCGUUGUACUCUCAUAGCAAAAGAGCCAUCCCCUCUGCAGAGGACCAAACAUGGCAUGUUUUCGGAUCAUCCUCUGAGGAUGCUUCACAGAUAGAUACCAAUAGCCCAUUGUGCAGCUCUAGAGCAACGGAAAUAAAGUACUAUUACUUUAAGGUACAAAUUACAACACGUCGCUUCUGCAAAUGGAGUUUAAUUUCAAAAUAAUGUUUCAUAGUUAUUCAGUUAGAAGCACCAUCUAAUGACAAACAUUUUAUGAAAUUUAGUGGCAAGAUAUCUGGUUUUCGAAGAAACCGUACACUUUUUAUCUCAUCAUCAAUGGCUCGACAGCCCAGGGUGGGCCUUGGCCUUCUCAAGAAGUUUUUUCCAGGUUAAUCUUUUUCCUGCUAGCAUUUUCCAGUUUUCAAGACCAAAAGAUCUUUUUCUAUCCAACUAAAAUUCGGCACGCCUCUUUUUUCCUGCGCUAACUGUUCUGGCCAAUGACAGACCCUUUGGCGUAUCACAAAAACUCUUUGUGGUACGGUCUUCCUCUAUUCUGAUAACGUGGCCUGCUCAUUUUGUUGUUUGUCGUUUAAUGAAGUUAAUAAUGUCAGGUUCAUUGUAUGAGUGAUAAAUCUCUAAAUUAGUUCUUCUAAGUCACACACCAUUUUUUUUUUUUUAAUUCCUUCAAAAAUACUUCUCAAGACCUUUCUCUCAAAAGUACCCAACAUAACCUCAUCCGUACAAGAUAUGGUCCAGGUUUCACAAGCAUAUGUUAAAAUUGGUCUUAAAAUAGAUUUAUGUAAUAUAACUUUUGUUUUUCUAUGAAUUACAUUAGAUUUUAUGUAUUUUCUAAUUCCAUUAAAACAUCUAUUGGC